This is a messenger RNA of Eublepharis macularius, 2145 nucleotides long. It is a transcript of the gene AGK, whose product is annotated as acylglycerol kinase. Gene Ontology annotation, biological process: ceramide biosynthetic process; protein insertion into mitochondrial inner membrane. Bases 282 to 1553 code for a protein of 423 amino acids. Gene Ontology annotation, cellular component: TIM22 mitochondrial import inner membrane insertion complex; mitochondrion. The transcript is spliced from 16 exons. Gene Ontology annotation, molecular function: ceramide kinase activity; ATP-dependent diacylglycerol kinase activity; acylglycerol kinase activity. The record is from RefSeq and is a predicted model, not a curated record. Lineage: Eukaryota; Metazoa; Chordata; Lepidosauria; Squamata; Eublepharidae.
UGGAGAGGGCGCGUAGUUUGCUGGAAGGACCUCCCCGGUCUCUCUCUGCCCCUCCAUCGACCCCGCGACGGCCACGCUGAAGGAGCCCGGCGGCUGCCUCGGAGGAAGGGCGCGGCGAAGAGGAAAAAAGAAAGGGCCCCGGCCCCGGCCGAGGGAGUCCCAGAGCCGGAGGAGGUGGAGGCUGCCCUGGGGAGAGCCGGCAGUUUAGCACAUGGAUGUUCUAGAGUGCCAUUUCUUCACUAUGGAAUCCUGGUAAAGUGUGCUGUGGAGUAAAGCAAAACAUGGCCAAGGUGAUAAAAAUGUUUCAAACUCUUCGAAAUCAUUGGAAGAAGACCACUGUUGGGAUCGGCCUGCUCACCUGGGGAGGAAACUGGCUGUAUGGAAAACACUGCGAUAACCUGCUAAGGAGAGCUGCAUGCCAAGAAGCCCAGGUGUUUGGCGACCAGAUUAUUCUUCCGAAUGAACAGAUAAAGAAAGCAACGGUAUUUCUCAACCCUGCAGCUUGUAAAGGCAAAGCCAGAAGCCUUUUUGAAAAGAAUGCAGCCCCGAUUCUACACUUGUCAGGGUUGGAUGUGACUGUUGUCAAGACGGAUUACGAAGGGCAAGCAAAGAAGUUGCUGGAGAUAAUGGAGAACACAGACCUGAUAAUUAUUGCAGGAGGGGAUGGGACCAUGCAGGAGGUAAUAACUGGACUUCUCCGAAGGGCAGAUGAGGCAGCUUUCAGUAAGAUUCCUAUAGGAUUCAUUCCCCUCGGAAAAACCAGCACCCUGAGUAACACACUUUAUCCUGAGUGUACAAACCAAGUCCAACACAUCACUGAUGCCACACUGUCCAUUUUGAAAGGAGAGACCAUUCCAGUUGAUGUACUACAGAUCAAGGGAAACAAAGACCAGCCUGUGUUUGCUGUAACGGGUCUGAGAUGGGGUGCUUACAGAGAUGCAGGAGCAAAAGUCAGCAAGUACUGGUGUCUUGGGCCUCUGAAAACAAAAGCAGCCCACUUUUUCAAUACAUUGAAGGGGUGGCCUCAGAAGCAUCUGGCCUCCCUCACCUAUUUAGGUCCAAUUCCAAGGCCUCCUGAGGAGCCAGAGCAGGCGACUGGUAGACCUCCUUUAUAUAUCAGGAUUUACAAGAGGCUUGCCCAGUACUGGGCACCAACUCCAAAAGAAAUCCCCAAGGAGGUGAUCCCCGAGAUCUGGCAAGAAACACAGCUGUCUGCCAUUGAGUUCGCCAUCACCACUCAAAACCGACACCUUGACCUGAAACGCACUGAAGACUUCAUGAAUAUUUGUAUUGAACCAGAUACAAUCAGUAAGGGAGAAUACAUAAAAAGAGGAAGUCAAAAGAUGCAGGAUCCUCACUUAUGUCCAGAAGGAAGCCAGUGUCUUCAGGCCAGCAGGUGUAUCUUACAGUUUCCAGAGGAUACAGAAGGCUUCUUGGCUAUAGACAGCGAGGAGUAUGAAGUGAUGCCCGUGGAAGUGAGGCUGUUACCCAGGAAGCUACGGUUCUUCUGUGAUUCCAGGAAAAAGGAGCAAAUGCUUCAAAGUGCAUCAUAACCAGAGCAGAUAUCUCUUGUUACCAUCUCAAAGGAUUUUUUUGAACAGUGGAAGUACUCAAAUUCUAAGCAAGAGCUGAAAGCAGUUGAGGUCUGUGCAUGAGUUUGUGUAACCAAGUAUCAGGCUUUCAGAUUGUCUUAAGAACAGCAGAAGGCAGAGAUCAGCAAUGACCAUAGCAGAAUAGAAGGCAGGUGCAAGAAUAAUACUUGGAGAAUUGACUACCCAGUACUGUUACAAGAGAGGGAUGUUUUUAAUGAAAGUGCUAUUUGGACUUGUUGGUAUUGCAUAGUAUUUUUUUCAGCAAGUUAAAUCACACCUUUGUUUUCUUUGCUAUUUGCAUAUUUGAAAUGCAUGCACUCCAAGCUAUGUGACUUCCUGAAAAGUGCACAUUCCUGGGGCUACAUCAUAGUGAUGCAUAUUUUUGUCUAAACAGAGUGAAGUACAAAGCCCUAUUAGGCCAGCAGUAUGUCUAGCCAGGUUUUGCCUACUGUGUUUGGUUGUGGAGAGGUGUCUUGCGACCCUGCCAUCUGAGAUUCAUUUAAUGAGAGCUGAAAUAAAGCUAGGACUUCACGCAUACAAAGUCCAUAUACUA